Messenger RNA from Sinocyclocheilus rhinocerous, 1273 nucleotides. Its product is annotated as MAP kinase-interacting serine/threonine-protein kinase 2-like. Gene Ontology annotation, biological process: protein phosphorylation. The transcript is spliced from 12 exons. The coding region runs from base 245 to 1273 and encodes 342 amino acids. The record is from RefSeq and is a predicted model, not a curated record. Gene Ontology annotation, molecular function: protein kinase activity; ATP binding. NCBI's taxonomy places the organism in Eukaryota, Metazoa, Chordata, Actinopteri, Cypriniformes, Cyprinidae.
GGAUCGCCGUGUGUCUUUUUUUGUACCUUCCACAUAGUCCCUACCGCCCACGGCCACCAUCUGCUGCUCCCGAAGCAGAGGCUCAUACAACGGCGUCAAGCCUGGAGCUUUAAAGACAACAACGGGGGUAUCCCAUUUAAAGCACCACGGUUCCGAAGACAUUGGAUUAGCUGAGUGAAAUUUAUCACUAAAGCUAAGACCACCGUUGUUGACGCCAUCCACCAGUCCCACAAAUCAGAACAAAAUGGUGCAGAACAAGAUCACAGAAGUUACCGGAUUCCAUCGCUCUUUUAAGGGCCAAAAUCCCUUUGAAUCUGAGGAAUUUUCCAAAACAGGAUCCCAUCUCCUUGAAUCUGCCUUCGAUUUUGAUUGUUCCGCCCGACCUGACAUGCCAUCCAGCCAGCCCAUCGACAUCCCAGAUGCCAAAAAGAGAAACAAGAAGAAAAAGAGAUGCCGGGCAACAGACAGCUUCUCAGGGCGAUUUGAGGAUGUAUAUAAACUGCAAGACGAGGUGCUGGGAGAAGGGGCCUAUGCCAGAGUCCAGACCUGCAUCAACCAAAUCACCCACAAAGAAUAUGCUGUGAAGAUAAUUGAGAAAAGGCCAGGACACAGCAGGAGUCGUGUUUUCAGAGAGGUGGAAAUGCUGUACCAGUGUCAGGGCCACAGAAAUAUUCUGGAGCUGGUGGAGUUCUUUGAGGAGGAGGACAAGUUUUACCUUGUGUUUGAGAAGCUGAGAGGAGGUUCUGUCUUGGCCCACAUUCACAAGAGGAGAUACUUCAGCGAGCAGGAAGCCAGCAUUGUGGUGCAGGACAUUGCGAGUGCGCUGGACUUCCUUCACAAUAAAGGAAUGGCCCACAGAGACCUGAAGCCUGAAAACAUCUUGUGUGAACACGAGGACAGGAUUUCGCCUGUGAAGAUUUGUGAUUUUGAUCUGGGCAGUGGAAUUAAACUCAAUAGUGACAGUUCACCCAUCUCCACUCCAGAGCUCCUCACUCCAUGUGGAUCUGCUGAAUACAUGGCGCCGGAAGUUGUGGAAGCCUUCAAUGAGGAGGCGACCAUCUACGAUAAGCGCUGUGACCUGUGGAGCCUGGGUGUCAUCCUCUACAUCAUGCUGAGCGGUUACCCUCCCUUCGUGGGCCGCUGUGGAAGCGACUGUGGAUGGGAGAAUGGAGAACCUUGUCAAGCGUGUCAGUGUUUCUGUAAAGUUGAACUUUAUCAAUCUCAACCUCUGCCUGUGUUCACACAGAAUCACGAGCCUCAUAUCACAUGCUGA